Molecule: messenger RNA, 560 nt
Organism: Mastomys coucha (southern multimammate mouse)
Lineage: Eukaryota; Metazoa; Chordata; Mammalia; Rodentia; Muridae
Gene: Vpreb3
Product: V-set pre-B cell surrogate light chain 3
Exons: 2
Coding region: 50-421 (123 amino acids)
Biological process (GO): immunoglobulin production; immune response
Source: RefSeq, a predicted model, not a curated record
CCAGAGCACAGUACUGUAGCUCUCUCAGUCAGCCUUCCUGCUUCUGGCCAUGGGCUGCCCUGGUUGCCUGCCUCUGCUUCUGACGGGAGCCUUCUUGGCAGGUUUUCAGCCAACCCUGACCGAGCCUGACGCAUUCCUGGUCUUCCCAGGCCAGGAAGCUGAGCUCAGCUGUACAAUCAAUUCGCAGCACGCCUCCAUUAGGGACUUUGGGGUAUCGUGGUAUCAGCAGCAGCCGGGAGGUGCUCCCCAUCUUCUCUACUACUGCGCAGAAGAGGAGCACUACCGACCCGCUGACAUCCCCGACAGAUUCUCAGCCACCGUGGAUGCGGCCCACAACGCCUGUGUGCUCACGAUCAGCCCCGUGCUACCGGAGGAUGACGCCGAUUACUUCUGUUCAGUAGCCCACACCUUUGAACCCUAGGGCUGGGUUGAAUGUCUUCUGUCUCCUAUGUCUGCCUCUGACCUUGGGCCUCCUCCUCUUUUUCUCUAAGUCUUGCUUUUCUUCUCCUGCGAAAUGAGUUAAUGUGAGACCGUGAGAUCCUGGGUUAAAAAAAAAAAAA